GGACUAUAGUUAUGAAACUAUAAAUACUCUACUUAGGAUAGUUGAGCUUUCAUCAGCCAAUAAACUUAAUCAAAACGUACUGCAUUUCUUUUCAACUCUCAAACUCCAAUAUAUUCUUAUUACUUAAGUCAUUACAUUAUAUUACAUAAAUAUAAUCAUGGGAAUCAAGAUUCAUGGAAUCCCUCACUCCGGAGCUACCCUCCGUGUAUUGGCAGCUGCUGAAGAGAAGGAGCUCGAUUUCGAGUUAGUACCCGUAGACUUGAAGUCCGGUGCUCACAAGCAACAACCUUUUCUUUCCCUUAACCCAUUUGGUCAAAUACCAGCAUUUGAAGAUGGAGAUAAUAAGCUCUUUGAAUCAAGGGCAAUUACACAAUACAUAGCACACACCUAUGAAAGCAAAGGAACUUCUCUUAUACACAAAGGAAAGCAAAUGAUAGAUGUUGGCAUUUGGAUGGAAGUUGAAGCUCACCAAUUCGAUCCAGCAGCAAGUAAGCUGUUAUGGGAGCUUAUUUAUAAGAGUUUUUUCGGCAUCGAAAUCGACAAUGCUGUGGUCGAGGAGAACCAGGCGAAGUUAGCUAAGGUCCUUGAUGUCUAUGAAGCUCGUUUGGCAACGUCCAAGUACCUAGGUGGUGAUUCUUUUACUUUGGCUGAUCUUCAUCACUUGCCUGCCUUGCAUAAUUUGAGCGGUACAAAAGUGAAGCAUUUGUUUGAUGAACGCCCCCAUGUGAGUGCUUGGUGCAAGGAUAUCUUGGCUAGGCCUGCUUGGGAAAAGGUCGUGGCUUUGCUGAAGCAAGCUUAAGUAAUUUCCUUUGGACUUUGGUGCUGCAGUUGUUUUUCUUGUUUUCCCUUAAGUUGAAUAUCAUUGCAUGUUGAUGGUUUUACUUUUUUAUGUGAAUCUGUUUGUGAAUUGUACUUUUUGUUAUGAAUAAUAAUACCAGUAGCCAAAGUCUGUUUUUGUUCCCUUAUCAAAUGAAGAAAGUGAGUACUAAAUCUUGUUAUUUUUCA
Messenger RNA from Beta vulgaris subsp. vulgaris (sugar beet), 1005 nucleotides. Its product is annotated as glutathione S-transferase. The coding region runs from base 158 to 799 and encodes 213 amino acids. Gene Ontology annotation, molecular function: glutathione binding; glutathione transferase activity. The transcript is spliced from 3 exons. Lineage: Eukaryota; Viridiplantae; Streptophyta; Magnoliopsida; Caryophyllales; Amaranthaceae. The record is from RefSeq and is a predicted model, not a curated record. Gene Ontology annotation, cellular component: cytoplasm.